Messenger RNA from Miscanthus lutarioriparius, 366 nucleotides. NCBI's taxonomy places the organism in Eukaryota, Viridiplantae, Streptophyta, Magnoliopsida, Poales, Poaceae. The record is from the annotation of a GenBank genome assembly.
AUGGCAGCCGCGCAGGGGGCCGUGAUCGCGUGCCACACCAAGGAUGAGUUCGACGCCCAGAUGGCCAAGGGCAAGGAGGCCGGCAAGCUGGUGAUCAUCGACUUCAUGUCCCCCUCGUGCCCUUUUUGCCUAGAGAUUGCCCCGGUGUACGCGGAGUGGGCCAAGAAGUUCCCUAGCGCUGUCUUCCUCGAGGUUAAUGUUUUCGAACUCAAGGAAGUUGCUGACUUCUACAAGAUCGACGGGAUGCCGACCUUCGUCUUCAUCAAGAACGGCGAGACGCUCGAGACCAUUGAAGGUCCCGAGAAGGAUGAGAUCCUGGACGCCAUCAAGAAGUACAUCGGCACUCCUGCCUCGGCGUCCUCCUAA